Paramecium sonneborni is the source of this 402-nucleotide messenger RNA. Lineage: Eukaryota; Ciliophora; Oligohymenophorea; Peniculida; Parameciidae. The record is from the annotation of a GenBank genome assembly.
AUCUCCUCAUCUUAAACUAUAAAUUAUUAAAAUGCGCCCUAUUGUUUGUAAUACAGAACUUGCUUUCAUAAUACCAACAAAUAAUGAAAAAAAAGUUUCCUUAAGUAUUGUUGUUAAUUUUAAUUUAGAACGUAAAAUGAAAACUAGUGAUGAAUAUGUUAACAAUGCACGCUCUAGAUAUUAAGAACUGUUUUAUCAACAAGAAGCUAAUUUAGAAUAUUUGUAUGAUUAACUUACAGAAAGAAUUGAAAAAUAUACUCUGCAAAAAUAAAAACAAUUAUAAGGCAAAGCAAAAUAUGCUUGUGAUUACAAUUUUAGAUGGAAAUAAAGACUUUAAGAAUAAAAAUGGUUAGAUAUUUAAAUGAGUAGGUUUGUCAGCUGAAAGAGAAUUUUACUUUCAAG